Scutellospora calospora is the source of this 501-nucleotide messenger RNA. NCBI's taxonomy places the organism in Eukaryota, Fungi, Glomeromycota, Glomeromycetes, Diversisporales, Gigasporaceae. The record is from the annotation of a GenBank genome assembly.
AUGUGUUUACAUGUAUUCUGUGCUGGAUUCGCAAUAUUUCAACAUAAAACAAUUAAAGAUUCACAAGGAAAGGAUUAUUAUUUAUUAAUUAUUUUAUUUUUAAUAUUUUUUCCAGUAGUAGUUAUUCCUAUAAUUUGGAUUAUUAUGAUUAAUAGACUUGCUAUUGAUUCAACUAAUUUAGUAUUUCUUGUAUUAUUUUCGUCUUUUGAGAGAUAUCAAAAGCAGGCUUUGUUAUUAGCUUGUGUAUUUAUAUUAAUUCUUUCUUUGACAAGAAAUGUAUCUUAUUAUACUCAUCAUGUGCAUGAUGAUUUUCUGGCUACUUCAACUGCAAUAAUUCAAUACAAAUUGCGUGAUGCACUAGACAAAGCAAGAUUAUAUAAGAGUCAAGAUAAGAAUCAGAAUGGUGAUGAUAAAAAUAUUGAGAUGAAGCAAUUAAUAGAUAAAAUGCAAAAAGAAAUAGAUGAAAUGAAAAAAAAAUUGAGUUAUGAAAAUCAAAAUGAA